Funneliformis geosporum is the source of this 441-nucleotide messenger RNA. The record is from the annotation of a GenBank genome assembly. Lineage: Eukaryota; Fungi; Glomeromycota; Glomeromycetes; Glomerales; Glomeraceae.
AUGGAUAUGAAAAACAGACUUGAAUAUUUUGAAGGAAAUAAUUUUGAAGGAAAUGAAGAAGAAAUUAUGUCUUCCCUUAAUACACUUCUAUUAGUGUUAAUAUUAAAUGAUGGUAAACCAGUGGAAGUUGCGCUAAGAAAAGGGGAUGAAUAUACGGAAUCAUAUCUCGAGAUGAUCGAAUUGAUCGAAACAGACCGCAAGAAUGAGGGCAUUAAUAGAAACAUUAUCAUUGGAACACCAGGCACCGCAAUUCACAUUCGCCCUAAACCAAAUUUUAAGGAUAAGGAGUUUAUUCCUGCUUCAGAAAUUAUUUCUAAGGCUUUGAAAAAUACAAAAGAUCUACAAAAAGACAGUAUUGUUGCUCCGUUGUCUGGAAAAUUCUUCGAAACGGUUUCUCACGAUUUAUUGCGAAAGGUGGAACAUUUAAAGUGUGAAACUUAA